AUGCAACAUUCUCAUGAACAAAGUCUUUACGAUGGAAUGUCAAAAAGUAUACAAACCAAGAAAGCAUUUAUGCCAGAAAGGUACACAGGUAGUACAAGUCAAGCAUGUAAACGUUGUAGUCGAAUGGAUUGCAAAGACGGUUCAAAGAAACGCAAACCAAUUCCACAAGAAAAAGAAGAAAUCAAGCGUCAAAAAGAAAAAAGGGUCUUCAAGAACUUCAACAAAAGCAAAAGAACGAAGAAACUUCACCUUGCCAACGAUAUCUCAAGACUGGGAUCCAUGAUGAACAACCACCACACUCUAGUGCCUCUUUGUCCUUUCCAUCCUAUCCCUUUCAAUGACAUCAAGGCUGCUCUACUUGGCCAAAACGAAGCAGCAACACGAAAAAUUAGUCUCGCAAACUCCCUCAAACUACAAGACGACAAAAAAGAAGUAUUACUGAAUCAAGUGAACGCAAUGGCCUUGGUUGAAUUUUACGGCGAUAUAAUGUUUCGACGUGCCUCUUUUGCUAAUCACACUGGACAACAAAAGCUUGAUACAGAAAUGAAGGACAUUUUCGUUGGUGAGGGAAGCAAGUAUUCAAGUGGCGUGGCAAAAUCCGAUAUCCGUACUUCAGAGAACAACACUGUGAUGACCCCUACUGAUAUUGCAAUGAACAGAUAA
Molecule: messenger RNA, 663 nt
Organism: Halteromyces radiatus
Lineage: Eukaryota; Fungi; Mucoromycota; Mucoromycetes; Mucorales; Cunninghamellaceae
Exons: 5
Coding region: 1-663 (220 amino acids)
Source: RefSeq, a predicted model, not a curated record